AGAGAAUUUCCAAGAGCCUGGAGCUGAUGCAAGUCCUCAUGGGAACAUGCGAGAUAACCAAGUAGCAAAAGGCAGUGGCAAGGUCCAGGCGAGAGCAGUGCAGCCACAGCCAGGGCAGCAUGGCAGGGCUCCACGUCCGCUCUCUUCUGGUGACUGGGGCCAACCGAGGCAUCGGCCUGGGGCUCGUCCAGCAUUUCCUGAGGAUGCCAAACCCACCACAGUGGAUCUUUGCGACCUGUCGGGACCCCAAGGGACAGAGAGCGCAGGAGCUACAGAAUUUGGCUUCCAAGCACCCCAACAUCAUCAUCAUCUCGCUCGAGGUCAGCGACCCCACCAGCAUCAAGGCAGCUGCAGCCAAGGUUGGGGAGCACUUGGGGGGCUCUGGGCUGAACCUCCUCAUCAACAAUGCUGGAAUUGUGAAGCUGAACACACUUGAUACCGAGACAUUUGAGGAUAUGAGGGAGAUUUACACCACCAACACGGUUGGACCCCUGCUGAUGGGCCAGGCGUUUCUGCCCUUGCUGAAGAAGGCUGCCCAGGGGAGCCCAGGCUCAGAGCUGAGCUGCAGCAAGGCUGCCAUCAUCAACAUGUCCAGCAUUGGCGGCUCCAUCGCUUCUUCCUAUGGUUGGGAGUUGAUGCAGAUCACCUCGUACCGCUGCAGCAAGGCUGCUCUGAACAUGCUGAGCAGGUGCCAGUCCCUGGCGUACAAGGAGCACGGCAUCCUCUGCGUGGCUCUCCACCCUGGCUGGGUGCAAACUGACUUGGGCAGCUGUGCCGGACACGCGCCCCCUGUGACAGUGGAUGACAGCGUGCAAGGGAUGCUGAAGGUCCUCUCCUCCCUCUCUGAGAAGGACACUGGUGCCUUCCUGGACUGGGAAGGGAACGUCUUACCCUGGUGAGACACCACUUCAGGAUCCUGGCAGCCAAGAGCUACCUUUGGCACUGCUCCCACCUCCCCCACAUCCUCAAUAAACUCCUGCUGAGACCCCCA
Messenger RNA from Lonchura striata (white-rumped munia), 991 nucleotides. RefSeq lists its product as uncharacterized. The record is from RefSeq and is a predicted model, not a curated record. Gene Ontology annotation, cellular component: cytoplasm. Gene Ontology annotation, molecular function: oxidoreductase activity. NCBI's taxonomy places the organism in Eukaryota, Metazoa, Chordata, Aves, Passeriformes, Estrildidae.